AUGUCUGAUAUCGCCGCAAUUACCGAGAAGCUUACGCCCCAGCCGGAGGUUGCCUAUCCGAAGACUCCAUUCUACGAGGGAGCUGAGGCUCCUUGUCGAUUCGAAGGCGAGGUAUAUAACUGUGUUGUCAAAGGAACAAUUCCAACAGAAGUGCAGGGUACCUAUUAUCGUUGCAUGCCUGACGCUCUUUGGGCACCGAAGUAUCAUGACGAUGUGUUCAUUAAUGGUGAUGGCGCGAUCGAUGCCAUCCGCAUCAAGGACGGACACGCCGACUUCAAGCAGAAGCAGUCUUUGGGAAGUACCGCAAUCGAUACACUGAUGAUCCUCGUGUUAAACACGAGAUUCACCUCGACUGCAAAUACGCACAUCGUCUACUUUGAGAAGCAGCUUCUGGCUUUGAAGGAAGACUCUCCUCCAUAUGCUAUGGACCCGCACACUUUGGAGACAAAAGGACCCUAUAACUUCAAUGGGCAAUACACUGCGCCGACCUUUACGGCGCACCCUAAAAUUGACCCUACCACCGGGGAAAUGCUAACUAUGGGCUAUGAGGCUAAGGGAGAUGGCACCGCUGAUGUUGCCUAUUACCUUUUCAGCAAAGAGGGCAAGAAAUUGGAAGAAUGCUGGUUCAAAGCCCCUUACGUUGGAAUGAUGCACGACAUGGCAGCAACCGACAACUGGGUUAUUUUCAUUAUUCCCCCGCUUGAAACACAGUCUGUCGAUGAGAUGAAGAAGGGGUCUAAGCACUUCGCUUGGGCCGAGGAGAAGCCAUUGACCUUUGGAAUUUUGCCCCGCCGAAACCCCAAGCCGGAAGACAUCAGGUGGUUCACUUACAAGAACGCAUUCUACGGACACACCGGAAAUGCAUUUGAUGGCGAGGACGGGUGUGUUUAUUUGGACGCGCCUCUUACUAAUUUCAACAAGUUCUGGUUCUUCCCGCCGCGUGGUCAAGACCCAAUGGAGGCUGCGAGUGGCAGGCCUCCUACUAGCGGAAAUGUUAGCCAGUACGUGCGAUGGAAAUUUGACCCCAAUGCGACCGACUUCCAUGUCAAGCCUACUGUAUUGGUCGAUGUUGACGGCGAGAUGCCGAAGGUUGAUGACCGUUUUGUCGGCAAGCCAUACAACACUGUUUUCUAUGCCAUGCAUGAUCCUACAAAAGAGAAUGGCCCCGUCGGUGGUGUGUACAACGCGAUUGCAAGGUGCAACGUGGCUACCGGGGGAUUGAUCUACUGGUCUGCUGGUGACCACACUGCUAUUCACGAAGUGGCAUUUAUCCCGCGAAAGGCUGAAUCGGCCGAGGCCGAUGGAUACCUUAUCACUCUCGCCAACAGGCGGGAUACCGGAUUUUCUUGCAUUUUGAUACUAGACGCCCAACGAAUUCUCGAGGGCCCCGUUGCAAUCAUAGAACUUCCAUUCCGCCUCAGAAAUGGAAUUCAUGGAAGCUGGGUCUCAGCGACCGAGCUAGAUAACGCAAUCGACCUCUGCGACAUGUCUGGUGUAACCGAGAAGAUCCGCAAGGAAUUCGGUGCCAAGGAGCCCACUUUCCCAGUUCUUUAG
Molecule: messenger RNA, 1554 nt
Organism: Penicillium cosmopolitanum
Lineage: Eukaryota; Fungi; Ascomycota; Eurotiomycetes; Eurotiales; Aspergillaceae
Product: carotenoid oxygenase family protein
Exons: 5
Coding region: 1-1554 (517 amino acids)
Biological process (GO): carotene catabolic process
Molecular function (GO): carotenoid dioxygenase activity
Source: RefSeq, a predicted model, not a curated record